AUAAGAGUUUAAUAAUAUUUCUAUAUUUCUUUUAUGGUUGUUGAAUAUUAAAUAAAAUAAAAUUGACAUAAUAUCUUAAGGCCAUUCAUUUAUGUAGUACAUAGUGUAAGACGACUUAAUAAAAUUGUGUUUGUGAUUUUUAAUUAUUGUGAAAAGUUGUGGAAAAGAUUAUAAGAACGUGAAAUUAUUAAUAAAUAAAUGUGUGUUUAAGUUAUCUUCUAUUGAAAAUUUAUAUUUAUUAAAUCCACAAAUAACAUUAUGGAGAAAAUCAAAAAGUGUUGCUGUAAUUGUUGCCCAACAUCAUUUCGAGCAAAAUUUCGUCCAAAUGAAGCUUCUAAUUCUAUGGCAUUAAUGCCAAGACCACCAAGGGAAUCAGAAGUUGCAGAUACUGUCGAUGGUACCGUAUUACAACUUGCACCAGAAAUUUUAACAAUAAAAGAAGUUGAUUUAUGUCUGAAACAAAAUGGCGAAGAGCACCAUACAUCAGAAUACGAAUUAAUGAAUAGGAAGGAGAAACCAUGUUUGGUUGUUCGACGUGGACAGUCAUUUUCGCUGGAAAUAACAGCAAAUCGUGCAUUUAAUCCUGAAACAGAUGGGAUUUCUUUUAUUUUUAGCGUUGCUGACUCAACCAAACCUAAUUAUGGUCAAGGAACAUUAGGUAUUGCCGGGUUACAACAAAAACAUGCAAUCGAUGAAACAAAUUUAGAAUGGAAUGCGUGGCUCGAAGAUUCCACUCAAGAAAAAAUAAAAAUUCGAAUAAAUACACCCUCAAAAUGCGUUGUAUCCGAAUGGAAGAUGGACAUUGAUACAAAAUUACAAUCAACUGGAAAUGCGGUUAGUUAUUCACUACCUGUAGGCAUUUUCAUAUUGUAUAACCCAUGGUGCUUGCAAGAUCAAGUUUAUUUAGAAUCAGAAGAACAUCGACAAGAGUAUGUUAUGGAAAAUACAGGUUUAAUAUGGCGUGGAACAGGAAAUCGUUUACGUCCUGUACCUUGGGUAUAUGCACAAUUUGAAAGAGAUAUUUUAGAAUGUUCUUUAUACGUAAUGCGUAAAGUAGGCAGAUGUUCUGGCAAAACGCGAUCCGAUCCUGUUAAAGUGACUAGAGCAUUGUCAGCAGCUGUAAAUUCACCGGACGAUGACGGAGUAGUUUAUGGAAAUUGGGGCACAGAUUGGGGAAAACAUACACCGCCUACAAAGUGGGUUGGUAGCAUGAAAAUUUUACAACAAUAUUAUAAAACUAAAAAACCAGUUAAAUAUGGACAAUGCUGGGUAUUCUCGGGUGUUUUAGCAACAAUUUGCCGAUCAAUUGGUAUUCCAUGUCGUAUUGUGACAAAUUAUGCAUCAGCUCACGAUACUCAAGAUUCCUUGACAGUCGAUUAUUUUGUCGAUGAAAAUGGUAAAUUAAUGGAAGAAAUGAUUGAAGAUUCUGUUUGGAAUUUUCAUGUAUGGAACGAAGUUUGGAUGGAUCGUCCAGAUUUAGGACCUGAAUUUGGUGGUUGGCAAGCUAUUGACGCAACACCGCAAGAAUUGAGUGACGAAAUGUAUCGAUGUGGUCCAGCCCCAGUUGCUGCCGUUAAACAAGGGGAAGUGCUACGCCCUUACGAUUGUAGUUUUCUAUUUUCCGAAGUAAAUGCAGAUAAAGUAUAUUGGAAAUAUUCCGGACCAACUCAACCAUUGAAAUUAAUGCGCAAAGAUACAUUAGGAAUUGGUAAAUUUAUGAGCACAAAGGCUGUAGGUAAAAUGGAAAGAGAAGAUAUCACUAGUAAUUAUAAAUAUCCUGAAAAAACUGAAGAAGAGAGAUUAACAAUGUUGAAGGCAUUACGUCAAUCGGAAAAUCUAUUUUCAAGAUACUAUUUGAAUGAGGAUUUCAAUGAUAUUAAAUUUGAUUUUGAAUUACGGGAUGAUAUUAAAAUUGGACAACCAUUUACUGUUGCAUUAUUGGUAAGAAAUCGUAGUUAUACCAACGAUCAUACCGUUAGUGUUAUUUUAAGAGUUGAAACGACCUAUUACACUGGAAAAAUACACGAUUUAGUCAAACGUGACGAACAAGAAAAACUCAUUAAAGCCAAUUCAGUCGAAGAGAUUCGAUUAAACGUUACAUUCGAAGAAUAUCACAAGAAAUUAUGUGAUCAAUGCUUCUUCAAUAUCGCAUGCUUGGCAACAGUUGCUGACACAAAAUUCGAAUAUUUUGCACAGGAUGAUUUCCGUGUACGUAAACCGGACAUUAAAAUUAAAUUACAAGACGCUAGUCCACAAGAAAUGUUAGUUUGUACUGCUGACAUAUCGUUAGAAAAUCCACUACCAUUGCCGUUAAAAAAGGGUGUGUUUUAUGUGGAAGGACCAGGAAUACCAAAUCAAAAAGUUAUAAAAUUAAAAGAUACAAUUCCAGUAGGUGGUUUUGCUAAGGCACAAUUGGAUUUCAUCCCACCGAGAACCGGAAGACAAACAAUUACUGCCAAAUUUACAUCGAAGGAACUAGAAGAUGUCGAUGGCUUUACUCGAUUUACGGUUAUCCCAAAUAAGGAAAUGAAUAAUAUGAAAAAUGGAACGAAUACGUAAAUAUUACAUAGAACUGAAAAAAACGCUUCAAUUGGGUGCUAAUACAUUUGAAUAAUAUUAUUUUUUUAAUAUUGACUUUUUUUUUUAUACGAAGUUUAUAAAAUACCAAAACAAUAUGUCUAUUUUUAUAUAAAUUUAUUACGUGUAAGAUACUUACUUAGAUUUUAAACGAAUUUAGUGCCAAAAACGUGCUUUUUCUUGAC
This is a messenger RNA of Chrysoperla carnea, 2762 nucleotides long. Its product is annotated as annulin. The record is from RefSeq and is a predicted model, not a curated record. The transcript has 5 exons. Gene Ontology annotation, molecular function: protein-glutamine gamma-glutamyltransferase activity. Gene Ontology annotation, biological process: peptide cross-linking. NCBI's taxonomy places the organism in Eukaryota, Metazoa, Arthropoda, Insecta, Neuroptera, Chrysopidae. The coding region runs from base 259 to 2559 and encodes 766 amino acids.